Messenger RNA from Galeopterus variegatus (Sunda flying lemur), 1027 nucleotides. It is a transcript of the gene ORAI1, whose product is annotated as ORAI calcium release-activated calcium modulator 1. NCBI's taxonomy places the organism in Eukaryota, Metazoa, Chordata, Mammalia, Dermoptera, Cynocephalidae. The record is from RefSeq and is a predicted model, not a curated record. Gene Ontology annotation, biological process: store-operated calcium entry. Gene Ontology annotation, cellular component: membrane. The transcript has a single exon. The coding region runs from base 18 to 623 and encodes 201 amino acids. Gene Ontology annotation, molecular function: store-operated calcium channel activity.
CCCUCCUCCAGGUGGCGAUGGUGGAGGUGCAGCUGGACGCUGACCACGACUACCCGCCGGGGCUGCUCAUUGCCUUCAGCGCCUGCACCACAGUGCUGGUGGCCGUGCACCUGUUUGCACUCAUGAUCAGCACCUGCAUCCUGCCCAACAUCGAGGCGGUGAGCAAUGUGCACAACCUCAACUCGGUCAAGGAAUCACCCCAUGAGCGCAUGCAUCGCCACAUCGAGCUGGCCUGGGCCUUCUCCACUGUCAUCGGCACACUGCUCUUCCUGGCUGAGGUGGUGCUGCUCUGCUGGGUCAAGUUCUUGCCCCUCAAGAAGCAACCAGGCCAGCCGCGGCCCACUAGCAAGCCCCCGGCCGGUGGCGCAGCUGCCAAUGUCAGCAGCAGCAGCACCAGCGGCAUCACCCCAGGCCAGGCAGCUGCCAUCGCCUCCACCACUAUCAUGGUCCCCUUUGGCCUGGUCUUCAUCGUCUUUGCCGUCCACUUCUACCGCUCGCUGGUCAGCCAUAAGACAGACCGACAGUUCCAGGAGCUCAACGAGCUGGCCGAGUUCGCCCGCUUGCAGGACCAGCUGGACCAUAGAGGGGACCACCCCUUGACGCCCGGCAGCCACUAUGCCUAAGCCCUCGCGGGUCUGGGCCCUUCAGAGCUUUGGCCUUACACCCUUUCCCAUGACCUUGUCCUGCCCCAACCUCAAGGACCGCCUGUGCAGGGGGAUCAGCUUCACUCUGGGGGCAGAGAGUGGAGGAAAGAGGCUUUUUGUAAAAGAAAUUAUUGCACUUUGAAACUUUCCUCUAAGAGAAUAAGCACUUCCUGUUCUUCCAGCUCCAGAUCCACCUCCUGUUAGGAGGCCAUGGGGGCCAGAGUAGGGACAGAUGCUGCCUUUGUCCCUCCUCCUCCCCCAUGCCAGUGCCACCUGGAUGCUUCCUGUCCUUUCUGUCUUGACUUCCCCGUUCAGUGGAGAGAGUGUGUGUGUGUCUGUGUGUGUGUGUGUGAACACAUAAAUAUACUCAUAAGGGACACUUU